ACCGUGUACGCCAAAGUUUCAAAUGUAAACAAACACUUUGGUGGGUCCGUUGGUGCUGGUGAGUCUGGGACGCGAAGUAAAGCCGACCGCGGCAGCCGCCAGGAUUCGGACGCGGAAACCUUCGUGGGAGCUGCAGCGGAACGAGGUCAAGUGCUCGAAAAGGGCAAGGCCAGCUUCCUGCAGAAACUGCAGCUGUUUCACUACCGGAAUGGGUAAGAAAGAAGCUUGGAUAUUUUGUGGGGUUUGCGAUUGAUUUUGUUUGUUUUUGUAGAACGCCGAUUAUGCCAAUGCCGAAGAUCGGAGGUCGGGAUGUGAAUUUGCACCGGUUGCAUUCGGUGGUGGUGGCCCGGGAUUGGUGGUUGAUAGUCAAUUGCCGCGGAACUGGGACGAGAUCAUCCAUGAGAUGGUGCUGCCGAAGCGUUGCGUGAACAACAAGAUUGCGUUAAAGAAGAUUAUGAAAACAGGUUUUGGACAAGUACGAGAAAAUUAUUUUCACGGUGAGGAGAAGGAUCCGACCAAGAGGAGGAUGACGAGGAGUGGGAUUAUCGGAGGAGGUCAGACUAGGGUCAGAGCGGAUGUUGCACUCGGUGCCGGCGGUUUAAAACACCUCAAUUACCUUCCCACAAAUGUUCACCUCGCGACGGCGCAGCUUCAGCCGAAUGAACCUGGGAAGUGUGCCGGAAAAACUGUGUCAUUCUCGAAGGAGAAUGAAGUGCUCGAAAUCAAAUUCCAUUCCGAGGGACUCAUCAACCCCAAGUUCCGGAUGCGCUUCCAGGAUCGGGAACUCCACGUUCAGGCACUUCACUUCCCAGCCGGGAAACGUCGACCACUUUUCCCGAAUCAACAGCCAACUUCUCCAAAAAUGUCCUGAUGAAGGCCGGCAACGUGACCAUCAUGUUCUCUACACUGCUGUCACGCAUCGAAACGUCCAUUAGGAACCGUCCAGCUUGGAGUCUUCGGAAGUGAACGGUUGCUUACCGUAAGAAUCGGUACAGUUUGUACUCGGAUGUUGGCCAGAAGCUUUAAUACAAAAACAAAAUGUUUUUUUGCCCUGAUACAAAGUGUAAGCUAACAGGAUAUCUGUAGAAUCUUCACUCUCCUAACACACAUCCGUUCCAUGCUGCUAUUCAAUCACAACUGACGUUUGACAUUUACUCUCUCGCUCAUGUUCGUUCGUUCGUCUGACACAUCUCUCCACUUACACGCUGAACUUGGUUUACUCAUUUUAUGUGUAGAUGCUACACUUGGAACUACUCAUAACUCUACAUCUCUCUC
Culex pipiens pallens (northern house mosquito) is the source of this 1275-nucleotide messenger RNA. RefSeq lists its product as uncharacterized. NCBI's taxonomy places the organism in Eukaryota, Metazoa, Arthropoda, Insecta, Diptera, Culicidae. Bases 404 to 871 code for a protein of 155 amino acids. The transcript has 2 exons. The record is from RefSeq and is a predicted model, not a curated record.